Amyelois transitella is the source of this 3439-nucleotide messenger RNA. It is a transcript of the gene Cip4, whose product is annotated as formin-binding protein 1-like. Gene Ontology annotation, molecular function: protein binding. The coding region runs from base 293 to 2104 and encodes 603 amino acids. Gene Ontology annotation, biological process: signal transduction. The transcript has 14 exons. NCBI's taxonomy places the organism in Eukaryota, Metazoa, Arthropoda, Insecta, Lepidoptera, Pyralidae. The record is from RefSeq and is a predicted model, not a curated record.
GCGCUGCGAGUAGCACAGCAUAGUAUCGCAUCUGGCACAGCGCUAGUCAACCAGUGAAUUUUUUGAAUCAAGCAAGCGAAUGUCAUGCCAUGCAUGUCAGUUGAUUCCGCAGGCAGACCAGUCUCUCCUUUCCAGUCAGCCAUGUUUAUUUCUUUGGAAUGUGUUUGGAAAUGGUGGUAGUGAUUUAAAAAAUAUAUUGUGAGAAUAUUUUAUUUCAUAAUUUUCUUAAAACUGUGUAAGUGAAGUUUAAAUGUGUUGUCUUGUGUAAGUGAGGUGUGAAAUAUCCGCAAAGAUGAAUUGGGGCACAGAGCUUUGGGAUCAAUUUGAUAACUUAGCCGCCCACACACACAAAGGAAUUGAUUUUCUAGAUAAAUAUGGAAAUUUUGUCAAGGAAAGGUGCGCGAUAGAAUUAGAAUAUGCAGGAAAGCUCAGGAGACUCGUCAAAAACUACCAACCAAAAAGAAAAGAAGAAGAUGAGUAUCAAUACACACCAUGCAAAGCAUUUAGACAGUUACUUCAAGAGCUGGGUGACUUCGCGGGUCAGCGGGAGGUUGUAGCAGAAAACUUACAGUCAAAUGUUGUCAGAGAGUUGCAUCUUCUCGCUAAGGAGCUGCGAGAAGAGAGAAAGCAACACUUAAACGAGGGUGCGAAACAGACUGCAGUAUUAAACGCGGCAAUUGCUGCUUUAGACCGAGCCAGGAGAACGUACGAGAGGGCGGCGAGGGAAUCAGAAAGAGCGCUUGAAGCUUUUCAAAAGGCCGAUGCGGAUUUUAAUCUAAGUCGAGCGGAAGUGGAGAAACAGAAAGCGAACAUGAAACUCCGAAGUCAAGCGUGCGAAGACGCGAAGCAGGAGUACACGGACCAGCUGAGGAAGACGAACGAGGCGCAGCGGCAACACUACGAGCAAAGGCUACCGUACGUCUUCAAACAGUUGCAGGAUUUAGAUGAAAAACGAAUAAAAAAUAUCAAAAAUUUCAUGCUAAGUUCAGUGGACGUCGAAAGGAAAGUUUUUCCGAUUAUAAUGCAGUGCCUAGACGGAAUGGAGCAAGCAGCAAAUAGUAUAAAUGAAAAAGAGGACACACAAUUAGUAAUAGAAAGAUACAAAUCCGGGUUCGUGCCGCCGGAAGACUUCCAGUUCGAGGCGGCGUCCGGCGCCGACACGACGGACUCUGCGACCCCGCACCACCCGCACAACCACCUGACGGCCGCGCGCGGCACUGUGUCCGGCAACCGGAUCAAGAAAAGAGGCGGCUUACUAUCGAUAUUCAGUUCGAAUAAGAACAACAUGUCUACGGAUGGAAAGGAGGAUUAUUCAGAUUUGCCACCAAAUCAAAAGAAAAAGAAACUGCAGGCUAAAGUUCAUGAGUUAUCAAAACAGGUUGCACAAGAACAAGCCGCUAUGGAAGGUCUGAUGAAAAUGAAAGGCGUGUAUGAAACAAAUCCUACGUUAGGCGAUCCUAUGACAGUAGAAGGACAACUGAACGAGUGCUGCGACAAGCUAAAGAAGCUGCGCGCACAACUGCGCAAGUUCGAGGAGCUGCUGGCCGAGGCCAACAGCCAGGUGUGUGCGCCGCAGCAGCUACAGCCGCCCGCCAGGACCAAUGGCGCGCCGCCCACGCAAGCUACCAGUAUCGGAUCGAACAGCGAGUCCCUAUCACGUUCAGCGUCCGAAUCGUCAGUGAGCACGGGCACCGGCACGGGCCAGUACCAAUGUACGGCCGCACUCUCCGGGACCAACACCGGGGGCCGAGCCGCCGGAGGGUCGCCCGAGUCCGGACUGGGCGGGGAACUAGCCGUUGCCAAUACGGACCACGCGAAUGGAGAUGCGGACCAUGACGAUCACGAUAACGAUCACGAAUCAGACUUCGAUUAUUACUACGAGCCCGAUUUGCAGCCGUUGGGAUAUUGUAUGGCGCUGUACACGUUUGAAGCAAACGGUACGGGCUCAACAAUGCGUAUGGAAUGCGGCGAGCGGCUCCUGGUGCUGGAGACGGACGCGGGCGACGGCUGGACGCGCGUGCGGCGGCGGCACACGCGCGAGGAGGGCUUCGUGCCCACCACCUACAUCGCCACCACGCUCUACCCGGACUCGCACGACCACUAGCCGAUGGCAGUGAGAGACACUCGAUUCGUCCAGUGCGUGGUGUAGUGUAGUGCUGGAAUCUCGCGACGUGCGGACUCUGAGCGGCGCGGCCUUUGUUCUGUGGCCUACAAUGUUACGUGCGCGGAUAAUAACGCAUACAGUUAUAACUUUACUUAUCAAUCAUAAUGAACUGCAGGCGAAAUACUAAAAACAACUGUGAUAAUGGUACUGCAGACCCUAAAAUCAAAGCGAUUUAUGACAUUAUUAUUUCAAAACGAUAUCUGUUGCUACUUCAAAUAUAUAUUUUGAAUUAAAACAUAUCUAUACCGUAUAACAAACAGACUACUAUGUGUUUGUGUGUACAUACUUAAAUAACCUUCUUGAUUUUACUCUUUUACUCUAAUGAUCUGAAAACUGUCUUUAAAAAUAAAUAAUGCUAUUAAUUCGCCAUGUGAUCAGGGCACAUAAACACAUGUAAUUUUGAUGAGUUCAAUUACAAAUAACGCAACGCGUAAUAAUAUUCUUGUUGUACUCUUUCGCCUAAAAAUUGUAAAUAUGAGUAAAUUAUUUAAAAAUAGGUUAAAAUACAGUUCUCAAGCGUGUGUGAAGUUUUUUAUUUAGAGAUUAUCGAUAAUGUGCAAUCAAAGUUAUCAUAAUUAUAAUUCUAUGCGUUAUUGUUCCAAUAUUAAAGAGUAUUUUUGCUAUAAUUUAUCCUUACGGAAAAGUAGCGUUAUUUUUUUAUCGUGUCGUUUCUAUCGAUUGUUAUUCUGGCAUAAAGGCCUUUAAUGAACAAGCGCAGGAAAUCAUAAUAACAUUCCAUGAUCUUAUUUAUUGUGUAUAUUCCGGCCAACUGACAUACAUAUUUUCAUGUGUGCCGUGUAGCCUAAUUGUGUAAUAUUAAUUUUAAUAUUGUAUAACUCAUCUAGAUCUUCAUUGUGCCAGCUGUUUAUGCGUUAAGGGGUUUUUCGUACUUAUUACAUAGUUUUAUACUCUUGCUUAAUGUGAUUCUGCCAUGGAGUAUUUGGAAUUAUAGCAAAAAUAAGUGUAAACUUAGUUACAAAGUGUAAAAUAUGUAAACUUUUGUUUUAAGUGGUAAGCACCGCAAUAUUGUCAUGUAAUGAGUAAUGAUUAAAUAAAUACUUUAUCUGAUAUCACACUUCAUGUAUUAUAAUGUGCUUAUGGAGAAAUUACCUAGUUAAUAAUGCUAGCUAAAUGUAUUAGCCAAUGCUAUUUUCCGAAUAUUUGCUAUACGCCACCUUAUAGUACCUAAUGUAUUUAUAUAUAGUGAUGAAGGAUGAAUGAAGGCAUUUGAUUUUAUAUAUAAUAAAUAAUAAAAUAUAUGAGGACAUGUACAAA